AUGUCUCAAGCUUUAGCUCCUGAUACAAAAUCAAUUCCUCCAAAUACAGGAGUCAAGACUAAAAAAGUCUUAAGAAGAAAACAACAACCUCCAAAACCAAUUAAAAAAUAUGUUUGGUUAGGUGGUCAUGUUUCUACCUUAUUAUUUGGUUCAAUUUAUUUAGCUUUUUAUUUUGCAAGAUAUAUUUUAUGGAAAACUAAUUGGUAUUGGACUCCAAGAAUUGCAUAUCGUUUAAGUUUUAUUGGUGUUAUUGCUUCAUAUUCAAUUACUGUCUUGACUACUUUUGGUUCAAUUAUUCCAAAUUAUUAUACUUUAUUAGCUACUGAAAAUUUCCAAUCUUUAAUGUUGGGGUUUGUUUGGUUAUUAUCAAGACCAAGUGCUUUUAAAUUAGUUCCUUUUUUCAUUAUUUCUAUAUUACAAUUGAGUUCUCAAUAUAAUGUAUCUGCUGUUUUGAAAAAUCAAAAUUCCCUUGUUGAUAUCAUUACAAUUUCAGAAGUUGCUGUUUUUGUUGCUAUCUUGUUUGAUACUUUAAUCUUUAGAGGUACUUCUGGUUAUGCUUUAGUUAUUUAUUUAGGAUUUUAUUGGUUAAGAAUUAAUUUCUCACCAUAUACUCAAGCCUUCUUAUUAAAACUUAUUAGAACAAUUGAUGAAAAAAUCAUUGCUAAACAAAAACCUGAAGUUCAAGAAAAAUGGCAAAAAAUUAAAGAUUUCGUUGAAUUUAGAAGACAACAAACAAGAAAGGCAAUUUCAAAAGGUCUUGAUCGUGAACCUGCCGUUAAAGCUUCUAAUAGAAAUCCAGAUGCAAAUAAACCAGUUGGAAAAUCUGAAAAUUAUCAAUUAAAAGGUCAAUCUGUUCCUGAUUCUUCAGAAACUAAAAAAUUAGCUACUGAAGGUGUUAAAGUUCCAACUGUUGAAUCUCAAGUUGAAAAGACAAAUUUCCUUGAAAAGGCUGAUAAAGGUGAAGCUCCAAUUAAAGUUCAAGAUCCUCAAAAGGCAUAUGAUGAAAAUUUUAAAGCUGGUGUUCUUGCUUCAACUUCUGCUGCUGGUACUGGUUUUGCAGCCGGUGCUGCAAGUGAAGGUGCUAAAGCUGGUAGAAAACAAAAUGAACAUCCAACUUCUAAAGUUCCAGCUCAAGAACAACCAAGAGAUCAUUUAUCUGCUCCUCAAGGUUUCGCUACUGGUUCAUCUGCUGCUUCUACUCGUUCUUCAAGUUCUUAUGGUGGUUCUGCUACUCGUGUUCCUCCACCACAACAACAGCAACAAGUUCCACAAGGUCAACAACAACAACAGUUUCAACAACAACCAGUUCAACCAGUUUCUAAUGCUGGUCAAGGUGGUGUAGGUCCAAGUGCUUAUGGUGCUCAACAAGUUCCAGGUCAAGGUCAAGGUCAAUACAAUUCAAAUCCAAAUGUUGCCCCAGCAAGUGGUAGAAUUCAACCAGGUUCAGCAGCUUCACCAGUUCAAAGACAACAAGGAUUCCAACAAUCACCAUUACAACAACAACAAGGUUUUGCUAACCAAUCAUCCCCAUCCCCAGCUCAAAGAAAAUUACAACAACAACAACAACAACAAUUUUCUACAGAUCAAGCUAAAUUAAACUUACAACAAAGAGCUCAACAAGUUGAAAGACAUGCACAACAAGCUCGUUCUAAUUUAACUGAAAUUCAAAGAAGAACUCAAGCUGGUAUUGCAACUUCUCAAGGUCAUGGACAUUCUUCAGGUCAAGCGUUUCCUGCAAAUCAACAAUAG
Messenger RNA from Hansenula ciferrii, 1749 nucleotides. RefSeq lists its product as uncharacterized. Bases 1 to 1749 code for a protein of 582 amino acids. The transcript has a single exon. Gene Ontology annotation, biological process: membrane organization; endoplasmic reticulum tubular network organization. Gene Ontology annotation, cellular component: endoplasmic reticulum. The record is from RefSeq and is a predicted model, not a curated record. Lineage: Eukaryota; Fungi; Ascomycota; Saccharomycetes; Phaffomycetales; Wickerhamomycetaceae.